Priapulus caudatus is the source of this 1823-nucleotide messenger RNA. Its product is annotated as peptide chain release factor 1-like, mitochondrial. Lineage: Eukaryota; Metazoa; Priapulida; Priapulimorpha; Priapulimorphida; Priapulidae. Gene Ontology annotation, molecular function: translation release factor activity. Bases 231 to 1679 code for a protein of 482 amino acids. Gene Ontology annotation, biological process: translational termination. The transcript is spliced from 9 exons. The record is from RefSeq and is a predicted model, not a curated record.
AGUACGACAAGCAACAUGUCUGCGCCCUCAGGAACUUGCCAAAUUUCGAGAUUGUGUGCAGUGUCCAGAAUUAGAAAUAAAAUUAUAGCCACAGAUUGGUCACUAUUAGAUAAGUGACGACGGAAAGUCAUAGGACAACCUGUUAAAACUGUUGUUUUUCACAAGCACCCUAAAAAAGGUGCAGGUUAAAAGCAACAGUACUGCGUCAUAGCAAAUUUUAACUCUGCUGAAUGCUAAGUAUCAUAACAAUUUAUAUGGUAAAUGUGAAUAUGAAUGUAAUAAUAAAUCGGCUGUUAUCAAGUCAUGUACGAUGCUGUGGAAAAAUUAUCAAACCAUGUGAUCAUCCUAUAAAUUAUGCUACAGAAUAUUAUAGUUUGAAACAGAAAAGGUCGCUAACUACUGUUUCAAAAUCGAGAAUUGAGAACAAUCUACAUCGAAAUAUUUUCUCUCAGAAAUUUAGAAUUCCCAGAAGUUAUGGUGAAGAAAGUAGGUGUAAUAAGUUUACUCAGCAGUACAAUCGUUUGCUUAGCACGUCUCCUGAUCCAGAUAUCGCAUUUAGCAAUCCGUCAGUAUCUAAGCGAAUAGACAUAAUUAUGAAAGAAUAUAGCAAGCUCCAAGCAAAGGUUUUAUCAGGUGAUUUAGCUGAAGAGGAUGAUGCAAUACAAAAGGAAAUCAUGUCCAGACUUAACAGCUUACAGCCAUUGAUUGAAGUAGGAUUGAACAUGCAAGAGAAGAGAAAAGAGCUACUGGAUUUAAAUACACUAAUAGCAGAUAGUGCAACAGAUAGUGAGAUGAUGUGUGCUGCCUUGGAGGAGAAAAACUCAUGUGAAGCCGAAAUUCGAAAGCUGGACGAACAGGUUAUUGAGCUUUUAUUACCUAACGAAACCUUGGACGACAAUGACAUUAUAUUGGAGGUUAGUGCUGGGAUUGGAGGGCAAGAGGCCAUGCUAUUCGCCCAAGAUAUGUUUCUACUGUAUGAAAACUAUGCCGCAGAAAUGGGCUGGAGCUUUGACAUCUACGAACAUGUACACACCGAGAUUGGUGGCCUCAGGCGAGCAAGUGCUGGUAUAAGCGGGCAGUGUGCUUACAAGCAUCUAAAGUUUGAGAGUGGUGUGCACAGGGUUCAGAGAGUGCCAAAAACUGAGAAAGCUGGCAGGAUACACACCAGCACAGUGACUGUAGCCAUCAUGCCACAACCCAAAGAGAUUGAUAUAGUCAUUCAUCCAAAAGAUAUCACGAUCGAGUGUACUCGGUCUAGUGGAAAGGGUGGCCAGAGUGUCAACACUACAGAUAGCUGUGUACGCAUAGUUCAUAAACCAACAGGAGUUGUAUCAGAGUGUCAGACCGAACGUUCUCAGAUGCAGAAUAGAGAGAGAGCCAUGAAAGUGUUACGUACAAGACUGUACAAUGUUAAAGUUGAAAAACAGCAAGAAGAAGAGCGAUCUCAUAGAAAACUUCAGGUUGGGUCAAAAAGCCGAUCGGAGAAGGUGCGGACGUACAAUUACCAGCAAGAUCGCAUCACAGACCACAGGAUCGGUGUGAACCGGUUUCAUAUCCCAGAGUUCAUGUCAGGUGGUAGCAAGUUCCACGACCUUGUCUUGGCUCUGCUCGAGGCAGACAGACGGGAACGACUCGUCGAACUCUUAGAGAAAGCUAAUAAUCCAAAUGAGAGAUCUUGAUGUAAGGCUAUAUGCUUAGGAAGAUUGUGCUUGAAAAUUGAGUUGAGGACACGCCACAUUACAGCACCUGUUUGUGGGCGUCAGGAUCCACAUAAAUUCCGUGUAGUUGAAAGUAUUAUUCAUACAUAAAACGAAUAUCUCAAA